This is a messenger RNA of Etheostoma cragini (Arkansas darter), 1428 nucleotides long. RefSeq names its product rapamycin-insensitive companion of mTOR-like. The record is from RefSeq and is a predicted model, not a curated record. The annotation marks the transcript as partial. Gene Ontology annotation, cellular component: TORC2 complex. The transcript is spliced from 4 exons. Lineage: Eukaryota; Metazoa; Chordata; Actinopteri; Perciformes; Percidae. Gene Ontology annotation, molecular function: protein serine/threonine kinase activator activity. Gene Ontology annotation, biological process: TORC2 signaling; positive regulation of phosphatidylinositol 3-kinase/protein kinase B signal transduction.
GGAAACAUCGGCUCGUCCAACUGGGGUCUGAACCUCCUGCAGGAGGAGAACGUGAUCCCUGACAUCCUGGCGCUGGCUCAGCACUGCGACGUGCUGUCAGUACGAGGGACGUGUGUGUACGUGCUGGGCGUGAUCUCCAAGACGCGGCAGGGCUGCGAGCUGCUGAAGACGUUCGGCUGGGACGCCGUCCGCCACAGCCGCCGGACGCUGUGGCCCGUCACGCCGGAGGAAGUGGACACCCAGCUGACCUCUGAACUCUCCUCGGUGCCGAGCACGCUCAGUCUGAACUCCGAAUCCACCGGCUCGCGCCACAACAGCGAGAGCGAGUCUCAGCCGAACAUGUACAUCAUGGAUGACGAUAAGUGCGAUGUUCUGGACCAAUCAGACGAGCCUCCCUUCUACCUCCACUCCAAACCAGCGAAGGACCGCAGCCCCUUCACCAUCCUGGCCUCCACGCGCUUCGUCCGCACACGCUUCCUCAACUCGCUGUCCCUCCCCAGCAAGAAGCUGCGCUCCACCAGCGACCCCAAGUCUCUGUCCUCGGGUUCCCGCACGCCGACGGAGCCGAAGACGGGCAGCGUGCGGCGGAACCGCACGGUGACGGAGCCGUCGGCGUACAGCCCGGACGUCUUCACGCCGGUGUUUAACGGCCGGGGGAUGCCCAAGAGCCCCACCGUCAGCCUGGAGACCUCCUUCGUGGGGACGCGCGGCGGCUCCGAGGAGCAGCUGGUCGACGGCCGGCCGGCGCGCGGCGGCUCCGGGCUGGCGCUGAGCGGACUCGGGGGGAACGGCGCCGCCGAGCCGCCGGCCCGGGAGAGGGAGCAGAGCAGCCGGGAGCGGCUAGCAGGAGACGGCGGCUCGUCGUCCAGCGGCGGCACCGUGGGCGGCGGCGGCAGCACUCAGUUUAAAAGCCGCAGUCAGAGCUUCAACACGGACACGACGACCAGCGGCAUCAGCUCCAUGAGCUCCAGCCCGUCCCGGGAGACCGUGGGCAACCCCGAGCACCCCGAACUCGACUCCUCGGACUGCGCCAGCCUCAACACCGUCGUGUCCGCCGCGACGGUGAAAACGCUCCCCCCUCUCAGCCCGCAGGCCCACGCCAACCACAUGUCCGCGCCCAAGGCGUCCUCCGUGUCCCUGGUGCCGCCCGGGUCCUCGCACACACUCCCCCGCCGGGCGCAGUCGCUCAAGUCUCCGUCGGUGGCGACCAUCAAGAGCCUGGCGGACUGCAGCUUCAUGUACACCAGCCCGAGGGACGCGCUGGGCUACGCCACGCUGAAGAGGCUGCAGCAGCAGAGGAUCCACCCGUCGCUGUCGCACAGCGAGGCGCUGGCGUCCCCCGCCAAAGACGUGCUGUUCACCGACACCAUCACCAUGAAGACCGGCAGCCUGGACUCCCGGCUAACGCCGCGCAGGUGAGCAACACAU